Messenger RNA from Egretta garzetta (little egret), 2874 nucleotides. RefSeq names its product proteasome 26S subunit, non-ATPase 7 (gene PSMD7). Bases 1 to 936 code for a protein of 311 amino acids. Gene Ontology annotation, cellular component: proteasome regulatory particle; proteasome complex. The record is from RefSeq and is a predicted model, not a curated record. The transcript is spliced from 7 exons. Gene Ontology annotation, molecular function: protein binding; metallopeptidase activity. Gene Ontology annotation, biological process: proteasome-mediated ubiquitin-dependent protein catabolic process. Lineage: Eukaryota; Metazoa; Chordata; Aves; Pelecaniformes; Ardeidae.
AUGCUACUUAACUUGCAGGAAUUAGACUCUUUUCCAUUUAGAAUAGGAAAAGUUGGGAAUCAGAAACGAGUCGUCGGUGUGCUGCUGGGCUCGUGGCAGAAAAAAAUACUAGAUGUGUCCAACAGUUUUGCAGUACCUUUUGAUGAGGAUGACAAGGAUGAUACUGUGUGGUUUCUAGACCAUGACUACCUGGAGAACAUGUAUGGAAUGUUUAAGAAGGUCAACGCUAGAGAAAGAAUAGUGGGUUGGUACCACACAGGCCCUAAACUGCACAAGAACGACAUCGCCAUCAAUGAACUGAUGAAAAGAUACUGCCCUAACUCUGUGUUGGUGAUUAUUGAUGUGAAGCCAAAGGACCUGGGGCUGCCCACAGAAGCUUAUAUUUCGGUUGAAGAAGUUCAUGAUGACGGCACUCCGACCUCCAAGACGUUUGAGCAUGUGACCAGCGAGAUCGGAGCAGAGGAGGCGGAGGAAGUUGGCGUGGAACACUUGCUACGAGAUAUCAAGGAUACAACGGUGGGCACUCUGUCCCAGCGGAUCACAAAUCAGGUCCAUGGCUUGAAGGGACUGAACUCCAAGCUUCUGGACAUCAGGAGCUACCUAGAGAAAGUAGCCAUGGGCAAGCUCCCCAUCAACCACCAGAUCAUCUACCACCUUCAGGAUGUCUUCAACCUGCUACCAGACGUCAACCUGCAAGAGUUUGUCAAGGCCUUUUACCUGAAGACCAAUGACCAGAUGGUGGUGGUUUACCUGGCUUCUCUUAUUCGCUCCGUGGUUGCCCUGCACAACCUCAUCAACAACAAGAUUGCCAACAGGGAUGCGGAGAAGAAAGAAGGACAGGAAAAAGAAGAAAGUAAAAAGGAGAGAAAAGAUGAGAAGGAGAAAGACAAGGAGAAGAGCGAUGUCAAGAAAGAGGAGAAAAAGGAGAAGAAGUAAAAUGUGUAGGUUUUUUAUUUGUAAAUUAAAAAUCUUGUAAACUAAAUCACUUUGAUGCUGGGUUCUUUUUGCUUGUUGAGGCGGGCAGUGCUCUGCAUUCCUCUAUGUUGGCACCUGCUUUUUCUGUUCUUUGUAUCGUGGCUGGCCGGAUCUUCUCAAACCGGCAGCUGUCACGAUGCGCAGGCAGCUCUGGGGGGCAAGCCGGGCAGUUUGGGUCUCAGCCCUGGGCAGGGAAGGGGUAAAAGCCGGGGGAGAUUUUUUCAUUUAUUUUUUUUUAGUGUGGCACUUUUCCUGCCCUCAGUGCUCCUUCAAGGACUUUUAGCCCAACAGCUGAGGAUUUCCACCACAUGCUGUGUGAGACUCCGUGCUAGGUCUUAGCCAUCACUGUGAGUUUUCACUAUGGUGCGAGACCUGAUUUAUAUUUGCAUCGCUGAUUUAUUAGCAUCAGUUCACUUUUGAGCUGAGGAGGAGGUGCUGAGUUCUAGAAGCACCAUGGAGUGAAGAGUGCAGAGGCUGUUGCUGCUGCUGGGCUAGUAUCAAUUUUUUUUUUCCUUAUCCUUUCCAGCUGGCUAGUGACAAGAUGUUUUGUUACCUGAGACUUUAAAAAAACACACCAAAACAGUAGCUAAAAGCCUGUAUUCCUGGUGCAUGAUGCCCUCGAGGGGUGGAAAUGCGGGCGAAGAUGGGCUGCUGCUCGGGUGAGGCAGGAAGGCGCCGGUGUGAGGAACAUCUUCCCUUCCUCCCAAAAGCCAUCGGGUCAUUACCACAUGAGGCUUGCAAUGUGUGUACACAUUUGCAUUUUUCUAGGAGUCCUUCAUUACAGCCAGCCCCUUCCCUGCGACACGGACAGGCGUGUGUUUACUCUGGUUCCUGUCUGCGCAGUCCCCGGGCCCCUCGGCGCCUGUUGGUGGAGCGCUGUGCUGGCGCGGCGCCGGGAAGCCUCCCUUGCACAGCAGCUCCGGGGCGGCCGCCGCUGUAACCUGCCACCCCGUACCACCUCCCCGUCCCACACUGGGACAGGGACAGGGCGCUGCAUUUGCCCUCCUGAACCAAAAAGCAGCACUGGGGCUGGGGCAGAGGGGGACGUGCUGCUCCCCGGCACAAGACACCACCAAUUCCCCAGCCACCUCCCAGGCCAGGCAUGAGCAGUGCCCGGGGCUCCAGGUGGACGCGAGCACUGCGUUGGCACGCCCAUGCCAGGAGACUGCAAGGUGCCAGCAGCCUGCCCACGGCCUCCGGAGCAUUUCUUUGGGGAUUGGGCUGGCACCGGCCAGGCCAUGCUUGGCACAAGUACAGACUAUUAAAAAAAAAAAUCAUCCAAACCCACACAACGACCCAAGCAGCCAAGGCAGCUGCUGAAAAGCAAAGUCAUGGCAAAAUCACUGGUGCUGCCAAUAGUGGGGUGGUUUAGUUCUGCUUGUGGUGGAGUGGGUUGUUUUUUUUAACGCUACCAGCCUAUGGCCACUGGCCUCAUUCACCUGAUUUUGUUCCGCCAAUGCCACUGUGGGUGGCACACAGUGGCACAGGGCGGCAGCUCCAGCUCUGGCAAAGCAUCCCAGAGACGUUUUUAGCCGAGGCUGAUUAUAGGUUGGGCGAAGGCAGGAGCGCUGCGCCCCAGCCUGCCCUCCUGCGCAGUGCGUGCAUGGAAAAAAUACGUAUUAUUUAUCACCCUGCUGACAAGCUCCAGGCGCCCAGCACGGCCCCUUCAGCCCAGUCCCCACACAGACCCCCCCCCCAAGGCUGCACUGGGUCGUCCCCCCGUGUGACACACGGACCAGGGACACGCACACCUCGGCAGCUGCUUAUUGUUUAUUGCACAAGAAGUCGGCGUCGCUGAGGCAGGAUGGUGCGGUACAAAACUAUCCGGUUACCAGUCAAAAGCUAUUGCAGUCUCUCGUAUCCACAGCCCUCCUUUAUGUACAGCUACGCACACCAACG